Rattus rattus (black rat) is the source of this 2057-nucleotide messenger RNA. RefSeq names its product elongin C (gene Eloc). Gene Ontology annotation, molecular function: protein-macromolecule adaptor activity. Gene Ontology annotation, biological process: ubiquitin-dependent protein catabolic process. Lineage: Eukaryota; Metazoa; Chordata; Mammalia; Rodentia; Muridae. Bases 142 to 480 code for a protein of 112 amino acids. The record is from RefSeq and is a predicted model, not a curated record. Gene Ontology annotation, cellular component: elongin complex. The transcript is spliced from 4 exons.
ACGGGGGUAGGCAGCUGGGGGUGGGGGGGCGGCCCUGAAUAGGGGCUGUGGCGGUACGUGGGGUUACGGCUGUGGUGGCUGCGGGACUGGCUAGAAACUAGUAAGUUCCUCUGGGAUCAAAUAGAAUUUUAUAAGAACAUAAUGGAUGGAGAGGAGAAAACCUAUGGUGGCUGUGAAGGCCCUGAUGCCAUGUAUGUGAAAUUAAUAUCUUCUGAUGGUCAUGAAUUUAUUGUAAAAAGAGAACAUGCAUUAACAUCAGGAACAAUAAAGGCCAUGUUGAGUGGUCCAGGUCAGUUUGCGGAGAAUGAAACCAAUGAGGUCAACUUUAGAGAGAUCCCUUCACAUGUGCUAUCGAAAGUGUGCAUGUAUUUUACCUACAAGGUCCGCUAUACUAACAGCUCCACUGAAAUUCCUGAAUUCCCAAUUGCACCUGAAAUUGCACUGGAACUGCUGAUGGCCGCGAACUUCCUAGAUUGUUAAAUAAAAUAAAUUAUAAUAAACUGUUAAUUUUUUUUCAGUAUUUAAUACCUGUAGUUCAGUUAGUAAUUUUUUUCACAUAUAGCAUGUUGCCUGUAUGAAAUUGAACUCUAAAGUUAAUUGCUGAGCAGAUUUCUUCUGUCAUUUGCAUAGCAGAGUUGAAAUUUGUUUGCUACAUCAACAAAUUAAGGAAGUUUCACAAGCCAAAAAAUAAAUAAAUAAUGCCAGUUUAUAGGUGGUUUGCUUUCUCCUUUGGAUGUGACCUUUAAAGUUAUACCUGAUAUAGCAAAUCCUGGAAUGUAAGCGUAAAUGAAUAUAUUCUACAGGUAAAUACAGGGGCUAAGGAUUUUUAUGUUUUUAGUGUUUUUUUAAGAACCAGUUCUGAUCUUAAGCCACUGAGCAUUAUUAGAGUUAUGCAAAUAAUUACAUGAAAAACAUGUUUAUAACUUAGCCGAACCUUGAUUUUUGUAACUCAAAGAAUAAGAGUUGAAAUUUCUUAUGUGUUUUUUGAUAAACUGCAGUAUUGUUUAAGUGCAUCUUGUGUUUUGUUUAUUGCCACAAUUCAAGUACUUUAUUUAAAAGCAAUUUUGGAAGCUAACCAGGUAUAUUUUUUAGAAUAGUAACUGAACUGUAGCCGUCUAGUCAAGUAAAUGAUGACUUACGAGUUCUGUGCACUGUGUUUGAACAUUCUGAAGCAUGACUCCUGCUAUCAUCAGGGUGUCUCAAGUUUCCAUUCUUCAUGGUUUCUUGGGGUAACACUUCAUGGUGUUGAGAUGUGUCCUAAACACUUCAUGAGCUUGAUCCAAACUUAGAGUCUAGGUGUGCCAAGCUCUUCUAGUCUUCCUGCAUCACUGGAAUGCUAUGAAAAUAGCAAUGGAGGGCUGUGGUGCGAGCCCUGUGCUCGUGACGUACCACCAGAUAGGUACCCUCCUAGCGCAUCUUCCAGCCAACCUUACAUACUAAAAGCCAUGGGUCUGCUGAAGUCACAUUCAUGAGUCACAUUCAGCCUUUAAACUGAGCAGACAAAAUCUCUGAAUGUGUUGGCUAGAUCUGCCUCGGCAUGGUGGAGCGCUGAAGUGAAUAGGAUGGUGGGAUGUGGCUGCCUCCAGUGGCUGUCACCGGUCUGUCUGCAAGCCUUCCUCAUUCUUCCCAGGACCGGAAGCUGCAGAAACCGUAACUUCUCAGCAUGGAAGUGGCUCCAUGUAAAUUGGUUUAUUUUUAGUAAUGUUUCAAGGCAUAUGCUGGCACACAGCUUAGUACAAUAUUAUGGAAGUACAGGAAUUGUGUUUCGGGCUACAAGUAUUGGAAACUCAGUGGUAGUGCUACUGUGACAAAGCCCUCUGGUUGGUCAGUCUCUAGCUAACAUAUUUGCCCUUUCUAUCAGCGCUGAUUCAAAGCCCAAAAGACAGUAGCUAGAAAGAAGAGUUAGCUUGAGCCAGUUUUUGCAGGCUACUCUGUGUUAGGUCCAGAGGUAGCCUUAACUUCAGGACAUUAAAAUUACAACACUCUAGGCAAAUUGUAUAUGGUACAGCAAAUGGUACAUUGUGUUAAUAAACGCUGUAUUGGCUGAAAAGGUCCGA